AUGAUGCCCCAGUCCGACGCCCUGCGCCGCCAGCCGUCCGAUGACGCAGAUCGCAGGAAUCGCUUCGUCUCCGUCCAGCCCUCCGACCCCUCCGGCCCCGCCUCCCUCCGCGAGAGAGCAGCCAGCCAGCCCCCGCGCUCCUCCUCCCACCAGCCCUUCCUCUCCUCCCCGCAGGCCCACUCCCCCAGCCUCGGCCGCACCUCCGGCUCCCCGUGGCUGGUCCAGCAGCAGCAGCAGCAACGCUUCCCCUCCGCCCUCAGCCCCGGCACCUUCCAAGGCCUGCCCCAGUCCGUCCCCACCCGCAGCUCCUCCUUCUCCGCCACCUCCCUCCAGGGCAGCCUCUCCGCCCUCCGCGAGUCCCGCACAUUCGCCUCCACCUUCGAGGACGACGAGUCCGAGGCCAUGUCCGACACCUACGACGAGCGCUACCUCCCCCCCUCCCUCCCCGCCCGCGGCCGCUCCUACGCCGCGGACCUCACCCGCAGCCGCUCCCAGUCCCUCGCCACCACCCGGCCCGCCCCCAUCGGCAGCCAGAUUUACGCAUCUUCUGGCCUGGGCAGCUGGGCCGAGAGCGGUCUCGCGUCCAACCCCCUCAACAUCCCUGCCGGACCUCGCUACGCCGACCUCAAGCCCCCGGGCAGCAGCCGCUACGGCUCCCUCGGCACCCUCGCCCGCUCCCCCUCCAACGCCUUUUCCUCGUCCCCGUCCGGCCCCAUCCCCGUCGGCGGCAACACCUACGGCCACGGCCUCGGCGCCGCCGGUGGCGCCGGCAACGGCUACUCCAGCAUCGACAUCUCCAACAUGAGCCCCUUUGUGCGCGACGUCGGCCAGAUCCUGCUCGACGACGGCUCCGCCUUUCGCGAGCUCUGGGCGGGCAUGAACCCGCCCCGCGACGAGAACGGCGGCGGCGGGAGCGGCACGACCAGCCGCCGCCACAGCGUCAGCGUCGUCCAGCCGCGCCGCGGCAUCGUCGGCUUCCACGCGCCGGGCAUCGACAGCCCCGAGGAGCCCGCGCGCCCCUUCGCGCAGGCGGCGUACGGCCACGCGCGCAGCAGCGGCGGCGGCGGCGGCGGCGGCGGGCUGCUGCUCACGGACGAGGACCUCGCGGACGACCUCGGGCUCCUCAGUCUAGGCGCGAAAGACGGCCCCGGCCCCCUCGCGUCCGUCGCGCCCCCAAGCCAGCCGUUGUCCCUCCCGAUCUACGCGCCGCUCUCGCGCAGCCCGCCGUCGGCGUCGGAGCGCGCGGGCGCGGGGCUGUACUCCCCGCUGAACUUGUCCAUCCCGGGCGGGGGUGGCGGCGCGGGCGCGGGCGCGGGCGGGUUCUCGUCGGCAGCGGCGCGGCAGCAGCACGCGCGUGGGUCUCCGAGCGACCAGGGAAGCAGCCCGUCGCGCGGGCAGCGCGAAUAUGCGGCGGCGGAGUACUUUGGCGGCGGCGGCGGCGGCGGCGGCGCGGGGGACGGGAACUUGACGGCGCGGUUCAUCCCUGGCCAGGGCAUCCAGUAUCUGUCGCAGCAGGCGCUGAACGAGGGCCCCGUGUCGGGGUACGCGCGCGCGGCGCUCGCCGCGCCGAUCUCGCCUGGCGGCGCGCGGGGGAUGCACCACCAGCAGCAGCAGCACCAACAACAACAAAGCAUGUUCUCGUCGCCGAUCCAGCGGCGGCCCUCUGACGCGGGCGCGGGGCCGGGCGCGUACGCGCACGAGCUGGGCAAGGGCGUGCCGCUGCACGCCGUGCCGGCCUCGUGCCCGCUGUACAUCGUGGAGUUCAAGGCGGGGCGGACGGACCUGUUCUACGCGACGGAGGCGGGGCUGGACGUGCGCGCGGGGGACCUCGUGAUCGUGGAGGCGGACCGCGGGAAGGACUUGGGGACGGUGGUGAACGAUACGAUUACGCUUGCGCAGGUGGAGGCGUUUCAGCGGGAGCAGGUUGCGCGGGCGGGGUUUGGGAGUGGGGGUGCGGGUGGGGGAGGGGGAGGGGGAGAAGGAGGGGCGCCGUUGAGUCCUGGGGGGAGCGCGGGCGGGGCGGGGAAGAAGGAGAUCAAUCCGAAGAUGAUUUAUGGAAAGGCGCAGCCGCAGGACACGCAGCUGCUGGCGGCGAAGAUCCAGGACGAAAUGAAGGCGCUGCAGCUGUGCCAGACGAAAGUGCGCCAGAAGAAGCUGCCGAUGGAGGUCAUCGACGCGGAGUACCAGUGGGACCGGCGCAAGCUGACGUUUUAUUUCGUGGCGGAGAAGAGGAUCGAUUUUCGGGAGCUCGUGCGGGAGCUGUUUCGGUGCGCGGCUUCUCCCUCUCGUCGUCCGCAACUUGCGUCUGCGUUUGCUGACUCGUCCGGCGCGGGUGCGGCGUGCACGUGCAGGCUGUACAAGACGCGCAUCUGGAUGGCGUCGCUGCAGGGCCCCGCACGCGACUGGUUUGCGCCGGCCGAGCGCGCUGCGUUUUUCCUCCUCUGGUUUUGCCAUUUGGUCUCUGUUUCUUUCGCUCCCGCCGUCCUUCGCCACUUCACACACCUGCACGCCGCCACCACACCUGCCGCCACCACACCUGCCGCCACCACACCUGCCGUCAUCACACCUGCCGCCAUCACACCUGCCGCCUUCGCGCCGCCGCCGCCGCCGCCGCCAUGCCCGCCCACGCUGCCACGCCCACGCUGCCAAAGUGCCCACCGACUACGGCCGUCUCAACAUACAUACAGCCUAUCAAGACCCCUCCCUCCUUCUCCCUCGCCUCGUCGUCUCGCCUCGUCUUGCCUUGCGUAG
Molecule: messenger RNA, 2751 nt
Organism: Heterobasidion irregulare TC 32-1
Lineage: Eukaryota; Fungi; Basidiomycota; Agaricomycetes; Russulales; Bondarzewiaceae
Exons: 4
Coding region: 1-2751 (916 amino acids)
Cellular component (GO): cytoplasm
Source: RefSeq, a predicted model, not a curated record